This is a messenger RNA of Rattus rattus (black rat), 294 nucleotides long. RefSeq names its product zinc finger protein 431-like. NCBI's taxonomy places the organism in Eukaryota, Metazoa, Chordata, Mammalia, Rodentia, Muridae. The record is from RefSeq and is a predicted model, not a curated record. Gene Ontology annotation, biological process: regulation of DNA-templated transcription. Bases 100 to 294 code for a protein of 64 amino acids. The transcript is spliced from 3 exons.
CUCUGUUCCUGAGCAGUCUUGAAUGUUUUCGUGUGUUGUGCUCUCAACUCUGCUACUGGGCACUGAGAGGGGAGCUCAGGCCCGCUCUGAAGUCGCGACAUGGAUGCAGUGACCUACGAUGAAGUGCAUGUGAACUUCACUCAGGAAGAGUGGGCUUUGCUGGAUCGUUCCCAGAAGAGUCUCUACAGAGAUGUGAUGCUGGAGACCUACAGGAACCUCACUGCUAUAGGCUACAAUUGGGAAGACCAUAAUAUUGAAGAACAUUGUCAAAGUUCUAGAAGACGUGAAAGGUAA